Diachasma alloeum is the source of this 4924-nucleotide messenger RNA. Its product is annotated as zinc finger CCCH domain-containing protein 18. The record is from RefSeq and is a predicted model, not a curated record. NCBI's taxonomy places the organism in Eukaryota, Metazoa, Arthropoda, Insecta, Hymenoptera, Braconidae. Bases 1653 to 4439 code for a protein of 928 amino acids. The transcript is spliced from 5 exons. Gene Ontology annotation, molecular function: metal ion binding.
CGUACCCCAUGCCAAAAGCCCAAUACUCAUUCUUCAUUCACCGAAAUCGUUCACGAGACCGACUUACAGAGAAUUCCGGGGGAAAUAGUGCCACGAGGACGUGAGGAAGCGCAGGAUCAAGACGUCUGAGACUAGCCGGAGGAUCGACUGGUGGUUGUGGCAUUGGCGACACUCUGUUGCGAUUAUUCGCCAAUUCACAGGUCCUUCCUGGGAGGAAUAACACGCCGGGUGCCCAGGAGGGCUCAGCGAGCCUCGAGUGCCAGUAAAGUGGGGUUUCAACUGCUGAGGGACGCUGUCCUGGAUCCAAGGUGAGCAUUAUGCAGGUUUUUGGACAUUUCCAAUGGUAUUAUGGGGUUCCAUCAACAGUUCUAGGCUGCCUCGAACUUUUGUCAUCCUGAUUAUGUUUACGAAUGGGUUUUCUCGGUAUUGAUUGCAAAUUUAUGAUGGCUUUCGCUCAUUUUUUGCCCUCGCAGGCGAAAAUCUUGCUUGCUCGCUUGAGAAUCCUAUCUUUGGUUGAGGUGACCUGAUUGAUUUGACAAUGAAGAUGACGAGAUCUUGGAGCCAGAUUUUUAGUUCUUUAAUUUAUGAUUAAUCGAAAAUGGUAGAGUGGAAUUUCUAGAUUUUUUAUUUCAUUGUCAAGGGGUCUUUUAAGCUGUAAAAUGAGAGCUCAUUCAUCUAAAUUACAUCAUUGGGUUGAGAGAUAUCGACUGUUGAAGACAAUUUGUUUUAAAAUAAAACUCAUUUAAAUUUGUGAAAAUCAGUGAGCAAAUGAAAAAUAUCACGUUGGGUCACCUCACCAGGCCCCCUUGCAAUCAAUACCCUCUCGUCUCAGAUAAACUGAUAACAAUGCUUCUAUUUUUCAUCUUCAAGCUGCUCCUCCAACCCUCCAGUGAUCCCUCCUUAACCUCCACCCCAGUCUCCCAAGAUUAUCUUACUUUGCACGUCCAACAAACAAUUCUUUCAGGUUGAACAAACGAAAAAAAAUAUUGCUCUAGUGCAGUACCACCUAAACAAAAAGUUUACUUAAAAUAAUCCGAGUAAUCGAAGUUAUACAUUUGCUUGUGUUGUGUUCCUCAAACCAAAAAGUUUUAUUCGCAAUAUCAGCCCAAGUUUACCCGAAAAUUCCCCCCAUGAACUCCACUGUCGAGGAAGUUUACAAAAAAGUUAUCGCCGGAGAAGUUAUAAAUCCAAAUAAUGGGAAUGCAAAGUCCGCAUUCAGUACGUUAUGUGAAGAAAACAUAAGUUUCAAGUUCAAGUAUGAGAAUAUUCCCCAAGAAUUCCCAAUCAUUCGAAUUCCUUCACGAUCUAAAAAGAGAAAAGAAAAAGAAAAGAGAGAAAAAUCGAGUUUACGUUUGUGUUCGUUUCGAGUACGUAAAAAUCCAAAAAGUGAAUGGAUUUAUCGCGUCGGUACCUCAAGAGAGCGAGUACUGCACGAGCACUCUUAACAGAGCCCCCAGGUAAGCCUAAACACCGUCGCAAUCUCCGACAUAGCGAUCUUCGUAGGUAUACGAUCGCCUAAACUCACAAAAAAAAAAGAAAAAAAAAUCAGACUCAAGAAUAAAAUCGACAAGUCUCCGAGGCUCCCUGCGCGUUUCAUGAGCAGAAUUUUGUGUUCGCAGGUUGAAAAAAACCUAGUGCAAAAAUCAUAAAAAAUGUCAGACUCGGGUUCUGAUAGUUCAUCGGAGUACGAGACUCACCGAGGAGGCGUUGCGACGCCGGAAGGCUCUCCGGGGUACAGAAAAUCCCGAAAGUCGUCAGUGAGUUCCGUGGGUUCAUCGCCCCGAGGUCCGCGAUCGCCGCCAGCGUCGCCCCCAGGAUCUCCAAAAUCGGGUAGUGGCUCCCCACGAUCGCCAGGGGCGCCCCAGUCCCCAGGAUCGCCCCGCUCUGCGCGCUCCCAAGGCUCCCCCAGGUCCCCAGGAUCGCCCCGAUCGCCCCGGUCCCGCCACAGCUCCCCAAAGUCGGUCUCAGGCUCCCCAAAAUCCCGAAGAUCCUCCAACUACCUGGACUCUCGUUCAGAGCGUUCGUCCCCUCCAGGUUCUGCCCCAGGCUCGCCCCCUGGGGAGUCCUCCAAGUCCGAGUCCAAGUCCCCCAGAGGGCCGAGGUCCCCGUCGUCUCCAAAGUCCCCCGCCUCAGCCAGGAGCUCCCCGAAGUCUCUCCUGUCAGGCCGUUCCUCCCCAAAGUCCUUCAAAUCCGGUCGGGGAUCGGCCCCGGACGAGGGCGAACUCGACGAGUCCCCGGCGAAGCCGAAAUCCCCUCGGGAGAAGUCCAACUCCUUCAACGAACUCGAUGGGGAACAGAUAUCCGACGGCGACAUUGAGGACGAGCCCGAGCCCCUGAAGGCGAAGCCAGCGCCGAUGACCCACGGGGAGGACCUCUCCGACGUCUCGGACCUCGACAGCAUGGACGGGGUGGACGAGCCCGAGGACAACCCCCAGGACAACGAGGAGCCGAAGAGUCCCGAUGAGAAGGGGAAGGCGGGGAAGGACGAGAAAGUUGCGUCUGUGAGCAUCGCCGAGGAGACUGAGCAGCUGGACUUCGAGGCUGACGGCCAGUGGAAGGACGAGAGGGAGGAGGGGGAGGCCGAGGCCCCGAAGGAGUCCAAGGAGAAAGAGAAGGAGAAGGAGAGAGAGAGGGACAGGGACCUGAAGGAGAAGGAGAAGGAGAACGACAAGAGGGAGUCCGGGGAGAUUGUGGACGACGAGCCUGUGGAGGACGGCGAGAAGGUGGAAUCAGAGCUCGAGGAGGGGGAGCUCAGCGACGGAGACGAUGCCAGACCCGAGGAGACCGAGCCCAGACCCGUCUGCAGGUUCUACAACAGGGGACAGUGCACCUGGGGCGUCAGCUGCAGGUUCCUCCACCCCGGCGUCACUGACAAGGGAAACUACACGAUGUUCGAUAUGGUCAGGCCCAUGGCGUACCCCCCACACGCUUCCAGUGCUACUCAUGAGUUCAGACCGCUCAUGGAGAGACCCAGCUUGAUAAGACCGCUGACGGGGUAUCCAGCUCCCCAUCAUCCGCCCAAGGGGGAGGAUCUCCCAGCUGAGAGCGCCUGGGAGAGGGGCCUCAGGCAUGCCAAGGAGAUGAUGAGGAAGGCCAACAAGAGGAAAGAGUCCGAUAUGGACUUCGAGGAGAAGAAGAUGAAUUUGAGCCUGGGCCAGGACGAGAUGGAUCGCGAGGCUGGGUAUUACGUGAAACCCGCCAGUCCGGAACCACCGGCUGAGAGGUGGCCGCCCAGGGAGGGACCCCGGAGGGUUCCACCCCACAGAAUCACUCCAGAGAGAUAUGACGAAGCCGACGGUUACUACCCACCCCCCAACCACCCGGGCCCGCCCUCAGAGUACUACAGAAGAGUUCAGUACAAGUCUGAGCCCCGUCCAGGCCCAGAGUACAGAGAACGAGUGGAUUAUCCUCCACCCCCGCGUGGGCCUGCUCACUCAGUAUCGCCUCCACCUUACCCCAGAGAGAGGGAACGCGAGAGGGGUAGAGAGCACGAGUACUACGAGAAGUACGAGAAGAAGCACAAGAGACCUUCCAGGGAAGUAAUCGUCGAGAGAAUUCCAGUGGCCAAGACCUGGAGGGAGGAGGACCCACCGGCGCCAGAGAGAGGUCGCGGGGACGAGUGGGCCGACCCCUGGAUGAGGAGAAAAUCUCCGAGUGCUGUUAGAAAAAGCUCUGGCUCUUCCAGAAGGCCCAGGAGGCAGUCCUACUCCUCUGGAUCCUCAUACACAAGCACAAGGUCCCGCUCCCCAUCCCCCUCGUCUCGUCGUGCUCGUGCCAAAGGUAAACAUCCCCCUCCCUCCCCACCCCCAGUGAACACGACAUCUCAACCGAGAGGCGUGAUGGUGAUGAAUCCACCGGCCCCAUUGCCCUGGGGAACGAAAGACUCGAUUUCCCCCACUGGUACAGCGCACAGACGAGCUGGACUCAAUCCACCAGCACCAAGUCCACUGAUGUCACAUCGUCAUCACGAGAAAACGAGGGAUAAGGCUGCAUUGGCCGCUGCUGUUGCUAAAGUCAUCAAGAGUCGUUCUAGAUCUAGAUCGUCCCACAGUAGUAGUGGAUCAGAGAGCUCAGGAAGUAGCAGUGACUCCAGUGAGUCCAGCUACUCCUCAAGCUCGUCCGUGGAAUUACGAAGGAGAAAAGCAGCGUCUCCAUCCCGCAAGGACUCUUCCAAGGCAUCGGACCCCCCUAAAGUCUCCACCUCGAAGCAGCAGGUGAAGCAGAAAGUCUCCACGACCCCCGUGAAGAAGGCAGACCGCAGUGCCACCCUGGCCGGGAAGAAACGGCCCCUGGAGUCGUCUCCCAUCUCAGACAGCAAAGCAAGCGUUGCUGCAGCAGCUGCCAAAGCUGCCAAGAAGGCGAGCUCAAGGCGAGAGGAGCUCCUUAAGCAAUUGAAAGCUGUCGAGGACGCGAUCGCACGCAAGCGGUCAAAGGUUUAAUUUUUCUCGAGGAAAAUAAAGCGAUUAAACGAAUUAUAAAAAAUAUGAUAAGCCUUCGGUGACGUAUUUAGGAUAUCCUAGGAGUUAAAUAAAGAGUAAUUUGUUUUUAACUCGCUGUGUCAGUUGUGCAUUGACAUGAUUCAGACGAUUUCAGUUGAAGAUAAUACGAGAAAAAAAUUAUUCAUUGAUUUUUCAUUUGAAUAAAAUUAGUAUCAAGAAUUCAAGUUCAAUGAGAGGGAAAAGAUUUUUGGGCGAUGUACAAAAGUAUAUUUUUUUCUUUUCAUCUUCUGUUAGUCUCAAACAUACAACCGUGCGACUUAAUCCGUAAGUUAAUAAUAUUAAUACUGCCUAUUAAAGGAGAAAUAAUUUUGUUUUCUGUACAUGAAAAAAUUAUAAAAAUCGUUCGUUCUAAAGUGAAGAGAUAAGUACCUCAUUUUUCACAGGUUUUCGUAAAUAAAUAAUGAUUAAUAAAGACCUUCCGAAUA